UCUCCCCGUUAAAGCAAGAUCCAGACUCUGUACAACUAGGAAACAAAUUGAAUUCAUGAACCAGCGGAAGCUUCUUCUGAAUGAAAGAGUCGAGGUUCGCCAGUUUGAGGAAGGGUUACGGGGAUCUUGGCACCCUGGGGUGGUGGUUGGUAUUUCACAUUUAUCCAGAUCUAUUGAAUAUGAUGAACUCUUAUAUGAAUCAGGUGAUUCAAAGCUCAUUGAGUCCAUCCCUGUGAUGGAGGCAAUUGAAGGUCUCCAUACCCGUCGCCAUGUUCCAUCAACCUAUCGAGGGCAUAUACGACCUCUUCCUCCCUCAUCUCAACCUCAUUCUGACAAAAACUUGGGUUUUGGGGUUUGUGUUGAUGCAUUUUUUGAAGAUGCAUGGUGGGAAGGGGUUAUUUUGGAUAAUGAUGAUAAUGCAUCUGAGCGGUCUGUGUAUUUUCCCGAUGAGAAUGAUGAGUGCAAGUUUAGUGUGAGUCAAUUACGUGUAGCUCAUGAUUGGGAUGAGUUUCUGGGCAUUUGGAGAGACCGAGGUACAUGGAUAUUGGUGGAAUUAGCUAAGGAGCUUGAAGGUGAUGUCCCCUUGGCUUGUUCUUUAAAGAAAGUUUGGUCCUCCUUACGUUUAAAUUAUGGGUUUGAAAAGAUGAUAUCUGAGUGGACUUGUGGCGUUCGGUCUGUUUGGAGGAAGUACUUCAUGGAAGUUGUUCAGGAGAUUGCAGUUGGGUCAAGCCGGCGAAAUCUUGCUAAUCGCAAAAUCUUGGCAUGGAUGGUGCGAAAGAAAAGUAAAAAAUCUAAGGAUCCUGGGAAGGAGAAUUCCCAUUUAUCUGACACUUUUGCACAAGCAGAAAGCUGCAUUGAUUUCAAGAAUGCUAGAUCAUGUCAAAAAGGAGAGAGAAAAGGUCCUCUUAGUAAGCACAAAAGAAGGAAACAAUCUGUAAUGUCGAAAUCAAAACAUGAGGAGCAAUCUAAUAUGAAUACAUCUGCCAGUAAAAGUUUUCAGACAGAUAAAUCAUGUGAAGAAAAGCAAAUGAUGGAAUCUGGUAAACUUGAUAGUGAAAUAGACAAGCAAAAGUCUCCUAUACCGGGUGAAAAUGAGAGUAAUAGACUAUCUGUUGACAGCUCAAGAGGAAGUAAAGACAUUUCUUUUUCUGUCUCUAAUGUUCAAGCCAAUCAAUCAGUUUACAAGACUUCCACUAAGCAUGGGCAGAUUGCUGGUAAUCAUGCUGUCAUUUUUACUGACUCUAGCAAAAUUCAGGGGAGCUGGCCGGCAUUCUUCUCUCUUAUUCCUAAGAAGAGAAGAUCUUCAUUAAUGAGAAAAAGGGUUUCAAAAAACCAUCAGCGACCAAAUUCAAAGGUUAAAAAUGUAUCGAGGUUGAAGAAGGAGAAUAAAAACACAUCUUUCCUUGUUUAUAAAAAUGGUUCAGUGAUGAGAAGGUUUUCAAAGAAACCUAAGCAAGAUGAUUCAAAAGCUGAAGCCAACCCUAGGAAAGAGGAGAAAGGCGUAGAUGUCAUAAACAUAGAGGAUGAUUUAGUUGAUGAUCAUCAUUGUUUGAGUCUUCCAGUUGAUAAUUGUGGGAAAAAGGUUAGGUUUAAAGACAUGGUGUCUCGUUCUCGGAGGCGCAAGAGGAAGCGGAAACGUUGUGGUUCUCGACUGCGUGAUACUAUAUGUAGUGUCUGUCACUAUGGAGGAGAUCUUAUAAAUUGUGAUCACUGUCCAUGCUCAUAUCAUUUAAGCUGCAUUGACCUCGAGGAUGUACCUAAUGAAAAGUGGUUUUGUCCAUCUUGCUGUUGUGGACUGUGUGGCUUGAGAAAUUGCAAGGAUGGUAGUGAACAUUUUACAAAAGUUUGUCUCCAAUGUACCCGCCAAUAUCAUGUUGCUUGCCAAAAUGAAGCUCAGUGUAUGUCUCCCACAGACCAUCCAGUUGGGAGUUUUUGUAGUGAGGCUUGUUAUAAGUUAUGUGCUCAACUUCAUCAACUUUUGGGAAUUUCAAAUCCCACUACGGUAGAUGGAAUAAGCUGGACACUGAUGAGAUCAUUGAAAGAUGUUUAUAAAUUUCCUGACAUGUCAAAAUCUCACACAUGGAUUAAGCUGUCUGAUGUACUAGGAGUUAUCCAUGAGUGUUUUGAACCUGCUGAGGAUCCUCAUACCAAGAGAGAUUUGGUCAGAGAUGUUGUUUACAAUUCAAGGUCCAAACUUAAGCGAGUAGAUUUUCGUGGAUUUUAUGCCAUGGUUCUCCAUAACGGUCGUGAAAUUUUAUCAAUAGCCACAGUGAGGAUAAAAGGACUAAGGGUUGCAAAGAGGCCUUUAGUUUUCCUUUUAUUUUUGAGGGUUUUGGAAUUUGGUUACCAUAAGCGUCUUUUCCUUUUAUAUUUGAUUUUCAGGAUAUAUGGACUAAAGGUUGCCGAGAUGCCUCUAGUUGCUACACCUUUCCAAUAUCGUCGGCAGGGUAUGUGUCGACUUCUCUUCCAGGAGUUGGAGAAGCUGCUCGUUCAAAUUGGCGUUGAGAGAUUAGUUUUGCCUGCAAUACCUCAGCUUAGAGAAACAUGGGAAAAGUCCUUUGGUUUCUUGGAAAUGCCAUUUUCUGAAAGGCUGCAAUUCUUGGGCUAUCCUUUCUUGGCCUUUCAGGGGACGACAAUGUUACAGAAACUCCUUAGUAACUCUAUUACUGAUAUAGGGAUGAGAGAUUCUGCUGGAAAAUCUUCUGAUUUUGGAGGAAAUGCGGCAAAUAGCUUUAAGAAUCAAAUGCAAGGGUCUGGUAGCAAGGACAUGUUCAACGGCUUGUUUUACGAGUGCAGACUGAAAGAAGACAUUAUUGGGAAAGAAAAUUUUGUCAACAACUGUGGUGGACUAACGCAACUUUCCGGAAAAUUGUGCAAAAGUAGACGAAUACUGGCUACCUGAGAUCGAGAUACCAAUGAAUGGAAGUAAUCAAAAACUCAGGUGAUCAUCUAUCUAUACUGCUUUCAGGAGAGUGCAGUUGAAAUAUUUUUUGUUGAUUGCCCAACUGUGGCAGUAAAUAGCAACUCUAACCUGUGGAUUUUAGUCACCCUUUUUUGUUUAUGCAACUAACAUACAAUUCUCACACAAAUUCUUCCCGACUUGUUAAAGGUAGAACCCUGACCAUGUGUUUAUGACAACUUAGAUUAAAAGAUUUUUGAGUGAGCUAAGAUUGAAUGUUGU
Messenger RNA from Hibiscus syriacus, 3181 nucleotides. RefSeq lists its product as uncharacterized. The transcript has 10 exons. Bases 56 to 2902 code for a protein of 948 amino acids. NCBI's taxonomy places the organism in Eukaryota, Viridiplantae, Streptophyta, Magnoliopsida, Malvales, Malvaceae. Gene Ontology annotation, molecular function: acyltransferase activity, transferring groups other than amino-acyl groups; transcription corepressor activity. The record is from RefSeq and is a predicted model, not a curated record. Gene Ontology annotation, biological process: negative regulation of DNA-templated transcription.